AUGGCAAGCAAGAUGAGUCAAAGCACCACUGUGGAGGUGUCAGCAGUGCGCCAGUGGCUUCGCCGAGAUAAGGCACCGCUGCCAUGCAGCGCCGCCUUCGAUCAAGGGGCCGGGCUGCGCGAGGUCUCCGUUAUCAAAGCCAUAGAGGAGUAUCUCGCCUAUCACCAGAUGCAGGAGCCCUUAGCCUCUUUCGUCCAAGAUGUCGAGCGUGUUGGGCUGCUGCGCAGUUCCAGCGCAUUGAGUGUUGUACGAGAGGUCGAGGAUGUUCUGUGCAGUUUCGACGCUGGCGAUCGAGAAAGGUUCAGCAUGGCUUGGGCCCGCCUCACCUUUGAAUCGGAAGCCAACCUGCAGCUUCGGCUUCAGGCCAACUUUGCAAUCCACCGAACAAGACUUUUGCUCCAGGACGGCCGCGAGCCAGAUGCAGCGGAGAUGCAGCAGGAUCUGGAGCCUUUCCUUGCCUUUCUCAAUGAACGUGGUCUAGACGAGAUGAGCGGAGAUGAAGCUCUGAUGCCGCUCUUUGCUCUUCCUUUUGUACAGCAGCCGCACCUGCAUCCGGAUGUGCGUGAGGUAUUCUCAUCUCGCUGGUUCCAGGACCUUCGGCGAGAUUUGGAAGCUGCUAUUCGAUCUCAGAAGCCCAUACCACGGAUUUAUGACAUUCUUGAGCACUCGCCGGUAACAGAGCACGGAAAGCGGCCGUGGCAGUCGGUGUGGGCAGAGCUGAUGCGGCUGGCAGAUGCCAGCCUCGAUGCCAUGGUGCUGCUUGCACAGGGAAGCCCUGUCCCGCCGGUUCUUUCGACAGCCAGGCAGCAGCUGGAAUUGCUUCGUGAGCAUAUUCCCGGAGGUCUUGAAGUGCAGCUGAAGUCCCACUUCGAGAGGCCUGGUGGCUGUCCUAUGAGCCCAGCACGCAGCGUCCGCAGCCGGGCAGCCACGGCGCGACCGCAACUGGCACACCAGCUCGACUUUGGCGCCUUGAAAAGGUUCUUCUGCGCAGCACCGCAGGAGCGGCGCGAGGCCUGCGGGGAGGUUGCCGCCACACUUCCUCAAGUAUUGCGGGCUGUGCUCCAGCGGCUCGCUUCUGCAGAGUCACCGCUCCCCCAACGUCGGGGCUUCCUGGUCGCCAUCACCUGUUUCGAUGUGCUCGGGGUUCGCGACCAGCCAGAAGCUUUGCCUGCUCUCUUGGACGAGGUCUCAGAGUUGACGCUUGGCAUCUUGGCGGUGCUCGCUUGUGAGGCGGUUGGACGGAGCUACAUUGUUUCCAGCCGUGCCAGCGUGACUAGGAUGGUAGAUUUGCUGAAGUCAAAGCCGCUCGAUUCGUCAAUCCACAUCCAGGCACUUGCUGCAAUGCAACGCCUGUCCUUGAGAAGGUCUGCGCAGGACUGCAUGAUCGAGAUGGGCAUGGUCGAAUGGGCCAUACAUGUGCUUUGUUCGUCGCAAGAGGAGGGUGCUUCCCGCUCCCCCUCUGAGUUCUCCCUGGAAUUUGGCUCCGCCAUGCUCAUGAACUUGGCCCUCCGCUCGACCGGCAAGCACAAAUGCUUGGAUCAAGAUGUGCUCCCCAUGGCCAUGAAGCUCAUGGAGCAUUGGAAUCCACAAAUCAGGACUCACAUCAAUGGGACGCUGUACUCGCUGCUAUCUCUUGCGGGCUUUCGCGAGUCAGCUCGCAAUGCAGGCUUGGAAGCCGCGCUUCGUUCGAUUCAUCGUCAGGCAAGUAGCCUUGGCGAUGAGAUCGCAGUUCGGCAGAUUGAAUACUUGCUGGAGCAAUUGAACCCUGAGCUUGAAGAGGAGUCUUCCCCCAUCAGUGCGGAGAGUGGAGAGGAUGAUGAAGAUGACGAUGAAAACUUCUUAGAGGAGGAAGAGCUGGCUGGUCUUCUACUGGGAGAUCGGUGUGGCCAUUCGGCCGAGGAAGCCCUCCGCCCCUUUGCCGGCAAGCCAGCGGUCCUAGAGGUUCAGCAGCGCGAGUUUGAAAGUUGUGUGGGUCGCAACUACAUGCAGUCUUUGUAG
This is a messenger RNA of Symbiodinium pilosum, 1998 nucleotides long. NCBI's taxonomy places the organism in Eukaryota, Dinophyceae, Suessiales, Symbiodiniaceae. The record is from the annotation of a GenBank genome assembly.